AUGAAGGAUGCAGAUGUCUCAAAGCAAAUUCAGCAGAUGAUUAGGUUCAUCCGCCAAGAAGCUGAGGAGAAAGCUAAUGAAAUAUCUGUUGCCGCAGAGGAAGAAUUCAAUAUUGAGAAGCUACAAUUACUUGAAGCUGAAAAAAGGAAGAUCAGACAAGAGUACGAGCGAAAAGCCAAACAGAUUGAUGUUCGUCGAAAAAUUGAAUACUCGAUGCAGCUGAAUGCAUCUCGUAUAAAGGUACUCCAAGCACAGGAUGAGGUGGUGAAUUCUAUGAAAGAUGAUGCUAAAAAGGCACUUUUACACAUCUCAAAUGAUGAACAAGUAUACAAGAAACUCAUCAAAGAAAUAAUUGUUCAGGGUUUACUACGCCUGAGGGAACCAUCUGUGCUACUACGAUGUAGAGAGGGUGAUAGUAAGCUUGUUGAGUCGUUGCUAGAGGAUGUCAAAAAAGAAUACUCAGAGAAAGCAAACGUGCAACCCCCUAAGAUUGCCCUUGAUGAUCGUGUUUAUCUCCCACCUCAACCAAAAGAUGGCAAUGUGGAUACGCAUGAACCUUUUUGUUCUGGAGGAGUAGUAUUGGCCUCAGAGGAUGGAAAGAUAGUGUUGGAAAAUACUCUUGACGCGCGACUUGAUGUCAUUUUUCGACAAAAGUUGCCCGAGAUACGAAAGCGUUUGUUAGCGUAA
Messenger RNA from Medicago truncatula (barrel medic), 687 nucleotides. RefSeq names its product V-type proton ATPase subunit E2. Gene Ontology annotation, biological process: proton transmembrane transport. NCBI's taxonomy places the organism in Eukaryota, Viridiplantae, Streptophyta, Magnoliopsida, Fabales, Fabaceae. The transcript is spliced from 6 exons. The coding region runs from base 1 to 687 and encodes 228 amino acids. The record is from RefSeq and is a predicted model, not a curated record. Gene Ontology annotation, molecular function: proton-transporting ATPase activity, rotational mechanism. Gene Ontology annotation, cellular component: proton-transporting two-sector ATPase complex, catalytic domain.